CCGGCGUCGGUGCGCUCGGGUCUGGCCCGUGGUCCUCCCGCCCCCGGCGCUUGCCUGCCGCUCGCUCAUUCCGCUGCUGCCGAACUGCCGUCAGCCAACUCGAUAUUCAAGCAUGCUGUUUAUUUCCGCCAAAACCACAAGCCAAAGGAAUAAAAAAUGUCCAUAGCCCUGGCCUUUUAUUCGUGCAGCAAGCACCUCCCCUUCCCCCUUUCCCAAGUAUUUAAGGUGACGCUGGCCCAGCUGAGGAAGUCACAGACACGUGGGCUUUAGUGCCAGCAAGGAUGCUGUAGUCCAGGUAACCUCUCAGAAUGGCAGAAGCUCACCAAGCUGUGGCCUUUCAGUUCACUGUCACUCCAGACGGGAUUGACCUCCAGCUGAGCCAUGAAGCCCUGAAGCAGAUCUGUCUCUCAGGCCUUCAUUCUUGGAAAAAGAAGUUCAUCCGAUUCAAGAAUGGCAUCAUCACCGGUGUGUUCCCGGCCAGUCCUUCCAGCUGGUUCAUCGUGGUGGUGGGUGUGAUGUCAUCCAUGUACACUAAGGUGGACCCUUCCUUAGGGAUGAUCGCGAGGAUCAGCCGUACCCUUGAUGGCACUGGCUACCUGUCCACCCAGACGAAGGAAGUGGUCAGCAGCUUCCUCUUCGGCACGGGCCUGUGGGUGGCGCUCAUCUUCACCAUGCGCUACUCCCUGAAGGUGCUCCUGUCCUACCACGGCUGGAUGUUCGCCGAGCACGGCAAGAUGAGCCGCAGCACCAAGAUCUGGAUGACCAUGGUCAAGAUCUUUUCAGGUCGGAAACCCAUGUUGUAUAGCUUCCAGACCUCUCUGCCUCGCCAACCUGUGCCAGCCGUCAAAGACACCGUGAACAGGUAUCUGGAAUCAGUGAAACCCCUUAUGAAGGAGGAGGACUUUAAACGGAUGACAGUGCUUGCCCAAGAUUUUGCUGUCACUCUUGGACCAAGACUACAGUGGUAUUUGAAGUUAAAGUCCUGGUGGGCCACAAAUUAUGUGAGCGAUUGGUGGGAGGAGUACAUCUACCUCCGGAGCCGAGGGCCACUGAUGGUGAACAGCAACUACUACGCCAUGGAGUUGCUCUAUGUCACCCCAACUCCCAUCCAGGCAGCAAGGGCAGGCAACACCAUCCACGCCAUCCUGCUGUACAGACGCAAGCUGGACCGGGAGGAGAUCAAACCGACCCGCCUUGUUUCUACCAUUCCCCUCUGCUCGGCGCAGUGGGAGCGGUUGUUUAACACCUGCCGGAUCCCCGGGGAGGAGACAGACACCAUCCAGCACCUCAAGGACAGCCGGCACAUUGUCGUAUUCCAUAGGGGGCGCUACUUCAAGGUCUGGCUCUACCACAAUGGGCGCCUGCUGAAGCCCCGAGAGCUGGAGCAGCAGAUGCAGCGGAUCCUGGAUGACCCCUCGGAGCCUCAGCCAGGGGAGGCCACCCUGGCCGCUCUCACUGCCGGAGACAGAAUACCCUGGGCCAAAUGUCGCAAGGCCUACUUCGCACGUGGGAAAAACAAGCAAUCUCUAGAUGCUGUGGAAAAAGCAGCGUUCUUCGUGACACUAGAUGAAACUGAACAAGGAUACAGAAAGGAAGACCCGGAGGUGUCCAUGGACAGCUAUGCCAAGUCCCUCCUGCACGGCCAGUGUUACGACAGGUGGUUUGACAAGUCCCUCACGUAUAUUGUCUUCAAGAAUGGCAAGAUAGGCAUGAACGCAGAGCACUCCUGGGCGGACGCGCCCAUCGUGGCCCACCUUUGGGAGGAGAUUAUGGCCACAGACUGGUUUCAGCUGGGCUAUGAGGAGGACGGACAUUGUAAAGGGAACACCAACCCCAACAUCCCCUGCCCCACCAGGCUACAGUGGGACAUCCCAGAAGCAUGCCGGGAGGUGAUAGCGACCUCCCUGAGCUCCGCAAACCUUCUGGCGAACAAUGUGGACAUGCAUUCCUUCCCAUUCCAUACUUUUGGGAAAGGGCUCAUCAAGAAGUGCCGGACCAGCCCAGAUGCAUUCAUCCAGCUUGCCCUGCAGCUGGCUCACUACAAGGACAUGGGCAAGUUCUGCCUCACGUACGAGGCCUCCAUGACCCGACUCUUCCGAGAGGGGAGGACUGAGACUGUACGCUCCUGCACCACGGAGUCCUGUAACUUCGUGCUAGCUAUGAUGGACCCCACCCAGACGGUUGAGCAGAAGCUCAAGUUGUUCAAGACAGCAAGUGAGAAGCAUCAGCACCUGUACCGCCUGGCCAUGACCGGCGCCGGCAUCGACCGCCAUCUCUUCUGCCUCUAUGUGGUGUCCAAGUACCUCGCUGUGGAGUCCCCUUUCCUAAAAGAGGUUUUAUCUGAGCCUUGGCGAUUGUCUACAAGCCAGACCCCGCAGCAGCAGGUGGAGCUCUUUGACUUCUCGAAGUACCCGAAUUAUGUGUCUGGUGGAGGGGGCUUUGGUCCGGUUGCUGAUGAUGGCUAUGGUGUGUCAUACAUCAUCGUGGGAGAGCACUUCAUCCACUUCCACAUUUCUUCCAAGUUUUCCAGCCCCGAGACAGAUUCUCACCGUUUUGGGAAGCACCUGAGAGAAGCCAUGAGCGACAUAAUCGCCUUGUUUGGGCUCACAGAGAAUUCCAAAAAGUAAUUCCCCUGGCACCGCUGUGAAGGGAAACAGACUCUUCUGAAACAAACCAAAUGAAGACUAGAUAGUAAUCCUGGGGGUGGUUCAGGAUGGAAGUUGCUCUUAGAAAAGUCAGAGGUUUUCCUUCCAGAAAGGGCUUGUUGUUUCUGUCUCCCCAGAGCGGUAGGCACACUGCGUGAAGUGCAUCCCUACAGCUUCCGGGUUGACCCUGGACACAGAACCCCCGAGGCUUUGCACCUGCUUGUACUUAUUAAGGGAUUAGAGUGUUACUGAGUUAAUGAAGGCAUUAGUGGGGUUGUGGCUUCACAUGCAUUGGACAUGUAAAUGACAUGCUUCCUUGGAGGUGACCAAGUACCUGGUACUUCCUUGUCAUAGCAGCGUAAACUUCUGUCUCAUGAAAAAGAAUGUUCUUCCCGUUGGCAGUGAUGACCGUUCGAGCUAACACACAAUGCACUAACUGAAAACGCCAUGGUUGGGGUUUGUCGCUGGGGGUGAUGGUCCUCAGUUUGGUAGCCUAUGACUGCAGCUCCAUGCUUGAAGCAGGUCAUAGACCUCAGCCUUAGAGUUCCUGAGCCUGUAUGUCUUCAAACCCAGUGCCUUAAAGAGGAAGGCCCUCGGGAUGGGGUGAGGGAGGGGCAUAGGAAAUGUUUAUUUUGUGCCAUCUCUGGGUGAAACUGGGGCUGGGGGUUGUCGCUCCCUUCUCAGUUCGUUGAGUGUGGCUAACCCUAAAUAAGAGUUUGCUGUGGCUCCCUUCCCCCACAGGGGUGGGGAGUCCCCCUGCUAGGGGUGGUGAUGCUGGGGUCCCCUCCUUGGCCACCCUUUUCUGUCUUUUGUUAAGCAACAAAAGAAAUCAGUUGUGUCAGAAAGGGGAACAAAGGACCCAAUGGCCAGAUAGUACAGAUCUGGAGACAUACUGAAGAAUAAACUACUAUGUGUGCCUCAGGGUGAACGUGUCCCAUCGCUAACAGGGAGGAGAGCAAGACUCUGGCCACAGGGAUAGUAGUGGAGCUUGAGGGAGGGCUGGUCAGCCUCACCAGGGCCUGGAGACCAGGGCCUGGACACAGGAUUUCCUUCUGAUCCCACCUGGUCAGAGAAGACCUGCUCGUGUUUCCAGAAGAGCUGGAGGUGGCUGGAAAUAGGCUGGGUCCUCAGGGUGACAAACCCAAGUGUCCAGGUGAUGGGGCUCGGUCCACACAGCCCAUCCUUAGCUAGGAGUGCCUUUAUCAAAAGCGCCUGAUCGACCACAAAGCAGUUAUGCACUGAUCAUCCUUCAUAUUUUACCGUAGACAUAAAGAUCAUGGAGUGACAUUCCCACGGCCUCGGGUCCAGCCUGUUGUGACAAGCUUAGGUGUCCGUUUUUUAAAUGUGUAUUUAUUUUUCUGACCACUUUGUCCUCACUGGCUUUGCCCCCUUCUUACUUCUGUGCUCUGGUGGAACAAAAGUGCAGGUGGAGUAUGGGAGUAGAUACAAGGCACUUGCUAAUGAACAGAUACACACUUAUUUAUGUAUAUUUUGCAGUGUAAAAAUGCCACCUAAAUGGGCCAAAGAUUUUUUUCCUCUUAAAGGCAAAAAAGGAAUAAAAAAAAAAAAGUAACAUUCCCCCUAAUCUUCUGCAGUGUACAGUGAGGCAUGUUUGGUGAGAAAUUAACCCCUCUGCCCAGGCCAAGUAUAAGUUCCAGCCAAGAGGCAGCAGCCAGUGGCAGUUUCUAUCCAAGCCACCUAGAAUGUGAAGUAGUGACCACCGGCCAGUUACCAUGCGUUCACAGAUGAAUUUGAGUGUAGACAUGUUAGUGCUCAAAGGUCUUUGGGCCUCUUUCUCAGGUUUUAAAUGUUUCAAAUGUAAUUGUUGCUAAUCAGUGCAGUUUAUCAAUGCAGUUUUAUAUUCGAUAGAAGAAAGAAGACUGGGUUUUUAUUGUACAUGUGAAAAGGGGGAGGUAAAGAGUAUUAUGUAUUUAAUUCGGAACAAAUGAUAGUCUUAAUGUAGCCACUGUUAGAAUUUGUUACCUUAAUCUGUCCUUGGCGUGUAAAUACCAUAUGCUUUCUGGAUAUGUCUUAUACAUGCAUGAUGUGAAUGUAGGUUAUCGCUAAUAAAGCAUUAAUCCCUGUCUACUACA
Octodon degus (degu) is the source of this 4738-nucleotide messenger RNA. RefSeq names its product carnitine palmitoyltransferase 1A (gene Cpt1a). The transcript has 20 exons. The record is from RefSeq and is a predicted model, not a curated record. Gene Ontology annotation, biological process: fatty acid metabolic process; carnitine metabolic process. The coding region runs from base 309 to 2627 and encodes 772 amino acids. Gene Ontology annotation, cellular component: mitochondrion. Gene Ontology annotation, molecular function: carnitine O-palmitoyltransferase activity. NCBI's taxonomy places the organism in Eukaryota, Metazoa, Chordata, Mammalia, Rodentia, Octodontidae.